Ambispora leptoticha is the source of this 321-nucleotide messenger RNA. The record is from the annotation of a GenBank genome assembly. NCBI's taxonomy places the organism in Eukaryota, Fungi, Glomeromycota, Glomeromycetes, Archaeosporales, Ambisporaceae.
AUGUCACCAGUGCAAUCAAAUUCUUUUGGAAAAGUAUUAAGAGCUUGCGGAACACCAAACGCAGAUAAUCAACGAUCAAUAUAUUCACAAUCAGAAAAGAAUAAUAUUAGAGGACAAACACAAUCAAACGAAGUUAUUAAUUCUAUCCAGACAAGCCUCGAUGGAAUCGAACAUAAACUUGAAAUACUUUUGGAAACUAGCCGAAUAAAUGCACGGUCCACUUUGGAAGGAUGCAACAGCACAAAAUUAUCAGAAUUAUCCACGGAUAAUCUUGUAAUUUUAGCCAAAAAUCUCGGCAGCGUUGACGUUUCAAAAAAAUAA